Messenger RNA from Lipotes vexillifer (Yangtze River dolphin), 1712 nucleotides. RefSeq names its product oxidative stress induced growth inhibitor family member 2 (gene OSGIN2). Lineage: Eukaryota; Metazoa; Chordata; Mammalia; Artiodactyla; Lipotidae. Gene Ontology annotation, molecular function: growth factor activity. The coding region runs from base 1 to 1656 and encodes 551 amino acids. The transcript is spliced from 6 exons. Gene Ontology annotation, biological process: negative regulation of cell growth. The record is from RefSeq and is a predicted model, not a curated record.
AUGCCCGUGUGGUGCUGCCGCUGCUCCCUGGCCGGUCAUUUCAGAAACUAUAGUGACCCUGAAACUGAAGGAGAGAUUUUUAAUUCCUUAGUGCAGUAUUUUGGUGAUAAUUUGGGGCGAAAAGUUAAAGCUAUGCCAUUAGUUGAAGAAACUUCUUUACUUGAAGAUUCAUCAGUGACUUUGCCUGUGGUAGUAAUAGGAAAUGGACCCUCAGGAAUCUGCCUUUCUUAUAUGCUGUCAGGCUACAGACCAUAUUUAUCAUCAGAAGCAAUACAUCCAAACACAAUUUUACAUAGCAAAUUAGAAGAAGCGAGACAUCUUUCCAUUGUUGAUCAGGACUUAGAGUACUUGUCUGAGGGCCUUGAGGGUCGAUCAUCCAAUCCUGUUGCAGUACUUUUUGACGCACUUCUUCAUCCAGAUGCUGACUUUGGGUAUGAUUAUCCAUCCAUUUUGCAUUGGAAAUUAGAACAGCAUCAUUAUAUCCCUCACUUAGUUCUUGGUAAAGGUCCACCUGGUGGAGCUUGGCAUAAUAUGGAAGGCUCGAUGUUGACAAUCAGCUUUGGAAAUUGGAUGGAGCUACCUGGACUUAAAUUUAAAGAUUGGGUAUCUAGCAAACGAAGGAACCUAAAAGGGGAUCGGGUUAUGCCAGAGGAAAUAGCUCGCUACUAUAAACAUUAUGUAAAAGUCAUGGGUCUUCAGAAGAAUUUCAGAGAGAAUACUUACAUUACCUCUGUAUCAAGACUCUACAGAGAUCAAGUUGAUAAUGAUGGUCAAGACAGAGAUAUUUCAACACAGCAUUUACAGAUAGAGAAGUCAAAAUUUACCAAGAGAAACUGGGAAAUCAGGGGUUAUCAGCGAAUAAGAGAUGGUUCCCAUAUUCCCUUCUGUCUCUUUGCUGAAAAUGUAGCUCUGGCAACUGGAACAUUGGAUUCUCCUGGCCGUUUGGAAAUUGAUGGGGAAGAUUUUCCUUUUGUGUUUCAUUCAUUGUCUGAAUUUGGAGCCGCUAUAAGCAAAGAACAGUUGUGUGGCAAAGUGGAUCCAGUGUUAAUUGUAGGUUCUGGGCUUACCGCAGCUGAUGCAGUACUGUGUGCUUACAACAAUAAUGUCCCUGUGAUUCAUGUAUUUCGCAGACGAGUAACUGAUCCAAGCUUAAUUUUCAAACAGCUUCCCAAAAAGCUUUAUCCAGAAUACCAUAAAGUCUAUCAUAUGAUGUGUACUCAGUCAUAUUCUUUAGACUCAAAUCUUUUAUCUGAUUAUACCAGUUUUCCUGAGCACCAUGUGCUUUCCUUUAAGUCGGACAUGAAAUGCAUUCUUCAAAAUAUCUCUGGAUUAAAGAAAAUAUUUAAGCUCUCUGCAGCAGUAGUAUUGAUAGGUUCUCAUCCCAAUCUGUCCUUUCUGAAGGAGCAAGGGUGUUACCUGGGCCACAACUCAAGCCAGCCAAUCACAUGUAAGGGUAAUCCUGUGGAAAUAGAUGCAUAUACAUAUGAGUGUGUUAAAGAAGCCAACCUUUUUGCAUUGGGUCCUUUGGUUGGAGACAAUUUUGUUCGAUUUUUAAAGGGAGGGGCACUGGGUGUUACACGCUGUUUAGCUACAAGACAGAAGAAAAAAAAGCAGCAUUUAUUUGUUGAAAGAGGAGGAGGAGAUGGGAUAGCUUAGAGCAGGUUUACAAGUAAUUUAUAUGAACACUUUACCAUUAAAGAUUUUUAAUAGUG